Messenger RNA from Durusdinium trenchii, 1394 nucleotides. Lineage: Eukaryota; Dinophyceae; Suessiales; Symbiodiniaceae. The record is from the annotation of a GenBank genome assembly.
CAAACUUUGAUGGGUAAAUAGUACCAGGAUUUUCACCCUUUGGGGUGGGUGGGUGAAGAUCAAAUAGCCACAUUGAUCUUCCAGGCACGAUAAGGGGGCAAACAACAGCAGUUGACAACCUCCUCAAAGGAAUCACUGAAGGAGUUUGAAGAGAACAACAUUUCCUCGAAGGAGUUUGAAGAGAAGCCAUGCGCAGCUGAUGCUCGGCAAGUCAAGAGCCAGAAGGCGUUGGUGUCUGAGAUCUGCGAUCCAGAUCAGCUUGCUUUUCGCCGGAGCAACUGCCAGUGGCCGCAGCUUCCUUACUUCACCAUCUUCACAGGGAAGGGCUGCAAGAUGCCAGCGACGUGCUUUUGACGUGGCCACUGGAGCUGCGGUAGGUACAACCUUUGCCCUGUUCUAUGAUUGGUCGUUGCGCCGGAAGUGGGAGCAACCCUAUCUAGAGAUGCGUGUCAUCGAUGCUGUGAUCAACAACCAGGCGGAGCUGAAAGAGCGCGUGGCCAACCUGACCGCCGUGACAGCCGCUGAGGUCGAUGUCAACUCUGCAUCAGAGGGCUGGACUCGGAUCUACGAGAAGGAUGAAGCACCGGAGAAGCUUCGGUGGAUCUACCAAAGCGAGGCGUUGCGCAUUGCUUCCAGCAGCGAGGAUCUACAAGAUCUCGUCAUUGAUGGUCGGCCAUGGCCAGAAGGCCUUUCUGGCCUCAUUUCAAGGCGCUGGCCGGAGAGUGGCGGCGUCGUUUGCGAUGUGGGAGCACGUAUGGCCUGGGAGCAUGAGAUCCGUGCGGCGGAGGCCAAGAGCAGACCAAGUUCGAGUAGCUGGACUUCCGGCUCAAGUAGCUCGUGGUCCUUUGAAUUCCGCUCUUACACCAAUCAGGAGGAAUUGAAUGCCAUGCUGGGAGCUGAGCCAGGUUGCCUUCAGGCAUUGCUUUUGCGCCCAGCCAAUCGAACGUCCCUGCAGGUGAAUGGUGACAACGCUCAGUUGGAGGACAACUUCUUGCUGCUCGCCGGCUUACUUCAGCUGAAGAUCCGUUGGCGAGGGACAUCCGUCUCUCCGUCGGGUGGGAAGUUCCCUCUACUUCGCUGGGACAGCUCCGAGGCCAUUUUGAGUAGUAGCCUUUUCCCGUGGCAACGCACCUUUGAUCGCCCUGAAGCGGCUGAGCGCCUUCGCAAAGACCCCUGGCAGCUGGUCGCCAUGGUAGAGGUGGAGGUGGAUGGACAACGGCGACUUGUGGCUGUCGUGAACCGCAUGGGAGCCGGGCGACUGGUCUUCAGUGAAGACAGCUAGAUGAGAUGGUCUUUUGAUCAUGAAAGCGUGACCUCCAGCAAGGAAGAAGUCUCAAAAACAGGGAGCUCCAUUGAAUUGUUCAGUAGGAAGUAGGUGAAAUCCCAGUUCUCAC